AUGGAAAGAGAAAUUGUGCCAACCAGCCUGCCUCAUGAGUAGGUGGAAACACGUGGCCAUGCCAUUAGCAUCCUGUGCUUCAGGACUUUCAUCUGUGACACCUACAUAGUCCCUGCUUGGGAACAGCAGGAUCAAGAGUGGCCUGGUGUUGGCACCUCUUCUGAUGAGCCACACACAAGAUUACUCCAGAACAGAAGGCGGCACAUAAAAGAGAAUCCAAGUCAGGUGCUGCAAACAGGUGACAUCUUGACUUUGAGCUCUUCAGAGGCAGCUAUUUUAAAAGAGCCGAUUUACUGA
Messenger RNA from Ochotona princeps (American pika), 297 nucleotides. RefSeq names its product small integral membrane protein 2 (gene SMIM2). The record is from RefSeq and is a predicted model, not a curated record. NCBI's taxonomy places the organism in Eukaryota, Metazoa, Chordata, Mammalia, Lagomorpha, Ochotonidae.